AUGCCCGGCGAGUCCUUGAACAUGACCAGUGGCAUUGUCAAGGUCGAGCAUGCCAUUCCGCAACAACAACAACAACAACAAGCAGGACCACCGACAGGACAAUCGCAACAGCAACAGCAACAGGCGCCACGUUUCACAACGCAUCCAUCGUCAUCGGGAUCCAUUGUUAGCGAGGGACGGACCAAGAUUUUACAAUGUCAUGCGCUGGGCUCACCACAGCCCACAUAUCGUUGGCUCAAGGAUGGCAUACCCGUUGCCGAUUAUUCAUCCAGUCAAUUUUAUCGCAUUCACAACACGAAGCGCGAGGAUGCUGGCAGCUAUCAGUGCAUAGCCAGAAACGAGGCUGGCUCCAUUUUCAGCGAGAAGAGUGAAGUUGUUGUAUCCUAUAUGGGCACCUUCGAGAACCAGAACGAGGGAUACUUGACCGUGGUCAGCGGUCAUCCGGCCAUCUUCGACAUGCCAGCCAUUGAUUCGGUGCCGAAGCCGUCGGUCUCCUGGCAGGCGGAGAAUAGAACGCUCAACUAUGACAUCAAGUACGCCCUGACCCAAGCCAAUCAGCUGAUCGUGCUCAGCGCCAAUGAGCAGGAUCGUCACGCGUAUCGGGCACACGCCAUGAACACCCAACUGGGCAGGGAGGAGGCGAGCGCCCCUAUACAUCUCAAUGUGACAGGCGAUCCGUAUGUGGAGGUGGCGCCCGAGAUAAUCGUACCGCCGCAGGAUCUGAAACUGAAGCGUGGCGAGGGCGUGGCCGAACUGCAGUGCAUUGCCAAUGCACGGCCCCUACACGAGCUGGAGACCAUUUGGCUGAAGGACGGACUGCCCGUGGAAAAUGCCGGCAUUCUGCAUACGCUCAACAAUCCCUGGAACCGCACCUUGGCCCUGCUCCAGGCGAACAGCUCCCAUGCCGGCGAGUACACCUGCCAGGUGCGUUUGCGCAGCGGCGGCUAUCGGACGGUCACGGCCAGCGCCCACGUCUACAUCCUCGAGCCGCCCAUGUUCUUUACGCCCAUGCGUGCCGAGACCUUUGGCGACUUUGGUGGUCAGGUGGUGUUGCCAUGCGACGUGGUUGGCGAUCCGACGCCCCAGGUACAAUGGUUCCGCAAUGCCGAAAGCAUUGAUGCGCAGCUACAAAGUGGCGGGUACUCAGUGAAAGCCGAUAAUACGCUGAUAAUUAAAAAACUGACGCUGGAGGAUGAGGGCAUGUUCCAAUGUCUGGCGACCAACGAGGCCGGCGAGAAGUCGGCGUACACCUGGCUGCGUGUGAAAACCUCCGCCCCAAUAAUGGAGCAGCCGCCGCAGAACGUAACCGCACUGGAUGGCAAGGAUGCAACCAUAUCCUGUCGGGCCGCCGGCGCACCGAAUCCAAACAUCACCUGGAUCUACAAUGAAACUCAAUUGGUCGAGCUAUCGAGCCGUGUUCAAAUACUCGAAUCUGGCGAUUUACUCAUCUCAAGCAUUCGCGCCGCCGACGCGGGCCUCUACAUCUGUGUGCGGGCCAACGAGGCGGGCAGCGUCAAGGGCGAGGCCUAUCUGAGCGUACUGGUGCGCACACAAAUCAUUCAACCGCCGGUAGACACAACCGUGCUGCUUGGCCUAACCGCAACGCUGCAGUGCAAGGUGUCGAGCGAUCCGAGCGUGCCGUACAACAUCGACUGGUAUCGCGAGGGCCAAUCGACGCCCAUUGUCAACUCGCAGCGCGUUGGCGUCCAGGCGGAUGGCCAGCUGGAGAUACAGGCGGUGCGGGCGAGCGAUGUGGGCAGCUAUGCGUGUGUGGUGACAUCGCCCGGCGGCAAUGAGACGCGCUCGGCAAUGCUCAGUGUCAUCGAGCUGCCGUUCCCGCCCAGCAACGUGAGGGUGGAGCGCCUGCCCGAGCCGCAUCAGCGCAGCAUCAAUGUGUCCUGGACGCCGGGCUUCGAUGGCAACAGUCCAAUAGCCAAAUUUAUUAUACAGCGUCGCGAGGUCUCCGAACUGGAAAAAUUCGUAGGUCCAGUACCUGAUCCGCUCCUCAAUUGGAUCACCGAACUGACCAACGUUUCUGCCGAUCAACGUUGGAUCGUGCUGGAUAAUCUGAAAGCCGCCACCGUCUAUCAGUUUCGGGUGAGCGCCGUCAAUCGCGUCGGCGAGGGCUCACCCUCGGAGCCAAGCAACAUCGUCGAGCUGCCCCAAGAAGCUCCUUCGGGCCCGCCCGUUGGCUUUGUCGGCUCGGCCAGAUCGAUGUCGGAAAUCAUAACGCAAUGGCAGCCGCCGCUCGAGGAGCAUCGCAAUGGCCAGAUACUGGGCUACAUAUUGCGCUACCGUCUCUAUGGCUACAACAAUGUGCCUUGGUCGUAUCAGAACAUAACGAACGAGGCGCAACGCAAUUUUCUCAUACAGGAGCUGAUCACCUGGAAGGAUUAUAUAGUUCAGAUCGCUGCGUACAAUAAUAUGGGCGUGGGCGUCUACACCGAGGGCGCCAAGAUCAAGACCAAGGAGGGCGUACCCGAGGCACCGCCCACCAAUCUGCGUGUGCUCGCGCUGAACUCAACGGCUGUGCAGAUUAGCUGGACCCCACCGAAUCCCCAGCAGAUCAACGGCAUCAAUCAGGGCUACAAGAUCCAGGCGUGGCAACAGCAUCUGAUUGAGGGCGAGUAUCAGGACUUGGAGAAGCGCAUGAUCACUGUGCCGCCCAGCUUGAUCGAUCCGCUAGCCGAGCAGACGGCUACGCUGAAUGGCCUGGAUAAGUACGCCAAAUACAACAUCACCGUGCUGUGCUUUACCGAUCCCGGUGACGGUGUCAUCAGCCAGAAGGUGUCUGUCAUGACCAAAGAGGAUGUGCCCGACGAGAUAACUGCCCUGCAUUUUGACGACAUCUCCGAUCGUUCCGUAACCGUCCUUUGGGCACCGCCCCGCCAUGCCAAUGGUGUGCUCACGGGCUAUACGGUGCGCUAUCAGAUGCGCGAUCGUCCGGAGACCAUGAAGUCGAUCAAUCUCACUGCCGAGGAUACGCAGCUCACGGUCAAUCAGCUGCAGGCGACCACGCACUACUGGUUCGAGAUCUGUGCGUGGACACGCAUUGGCCGGGGCACGCCCAAGACGGCGACCAUACAGUCGGGCGUGGAGCCAGUUCUGCCGCAUGCGCCGACCAAUCUGGCACUGUCCAACAUUGAGGCGUUCUCUGUGGUGCUGCAGUUUACGCCCGGCUUCGAUGGCAACUCGAGCAUCACCAAAUGGAAAGUGGAAGCCCAGACGGCACGCAACAUGACCUGGUUCACCAUAUGCGAGAUCAGUGAUCCCGAUGCGGAGACUCUCACGGUCACCGGCCUAAUGCCCUUCACCCAGUACCGUUUGCGUCUGAGCGCCACCAAUGUGGUGGGCAGCUCGCGUCCGUCGGAGCCCACCAAGGACUUCCAGACCAUACAGGCGCGACCCAUGCACGCACCGUACAAUGUCACCGUGCGGGCCAUGAGCGCCCAACAGCUGCGCGUGCGCUGGAUACCGCUGCAGCAGACCGAGUGGUUCGGCAAUCCGCGUGGCUACAACAUCACCUACCGUCAAGUGGAGCACAAGGCGGGCACGAUACGGCACCCACCGCGCAGCACGCUCAUCGAGGAUCAUACGGCCAAUUCGCAUGUGCUCGACGGCCUGGAGGAAUGGACUCUCUAUGAGGUGCUAAUCAAUGCCUGCAACGAUGUCGGCUGCUCGCGCGCCAGCAACGCGGCGGAGGAGCGUACUCGCGAGGCGACGCCCAGCUACGGUCCGCUAGAGGUCGAGGCGAACGCGACAUCCUCAACCACGGUGGUGGUGCGCUGGGGUGAGGUGCCGCGCCAACAUCGCAACGGACAAAUCGAGGGCUACAAAGUGUUCUACGCAGCCACAGAUCGAGUCGUACCGGUGCUGCACAAGACCAUACCGAACAACAGUUCGUUCACCACCACGCUGACGGAGCUGAAGAAAUAUGUGGUCUAUCAUGUGCAAGUGCUGGCCUACACCAGAUUGGGUGACGGUGCGUUGAGUACGCCACCGAUACGUGUCCAGACCUUUGAGGAUACGCCCGGAGCACCGUCGAAUGUCAGCUUCCCGGAUGUGACAUUCUCAAUGGCGCGCAUCAUUUGGGACGUGCCCGAUGAUCCGAAUGGCGAGAUACUCGCCUACCAGGUCACCUACACUCUGAACGGCAGCGCCAAUCUGAACUAUAGUCGCGAGUUCCCGCCCUCGGAUCGCACAUUCCGUGCCACCCAGUUGCUGCCCGAGCGCUACUACAUCUUCAGUGUGACCGCCCAGACGCGCCUCGGCUGGGGCAAGACAGCCUCCGUGCUGGUGUACACCACCAACAACAGGGAUCGUCCGCAGGCGCCGUCAGUGCCGCAGGUUUCGCGCAGCCAGAUUCAGGCUCAUCAGAUCACCUUCAGCUGGACACCGGGUAGAGAUGGUUUCGCACCGUUGCGCUACUAUACGGUGCAGAUGCGCGAGAACGAGGGUCCGUGGCAGCCACUGCCGGAGCGCGUCGAUCCUUUGGUCAGCUCGUACACGGCUGUUGGACUGAAACCCUAUACCACCUACCAGUUCCGGAUUCAGGCAACCAACGAUCUGGGCCCCUCGGCGUUCAGUCGCGAGAGUAUUGUGGUGCGCACCCUGCCCGCUGCCCCCGCAGUUGGUGUCGGCGGCUUGAAGGUGGUGCCCAUUACGACGACCUCGGUGCGCGUUCACUGGAGCGCACUGGAGACGGGCAUGUGGAACGGAGAUGCAGCCACUGGCGGCUAUCGCAUAUUGUAUCAACAGCUCUCAGACUUCCCCACUGCCCUGCAGUCGACCCCGAAGACGGAUGUCAUGGGCAUCAAUGUGAACAGCGUGGUGCUCUCCGACUUGACCCAGGAUCGCAAUUAUGAAAUCGUCGUCUUGCCGUUUAACUCCCAGGGACCGGGUCCGGCUACCCCGCCAGCUGCUGUCUACGUCGGCGAGGCGGUGCCCACUGGGGAGCCGCGUGCCGUGGAUGCAGCCGCCAUAUCCAGCACUGAGGUGCGCCUGCGCUGGAAGCCACCAAAGCAGAGCAUGCAGAACGGCGACAUCUUGGGCUACAAGAUCUUCUACCUGGUCACGUAUUCACCGCAGGCACUCGAGCCCGGCCGCAAGUGGGAGGAGGAGAUCGAAGUUGUCUCGGCCACGGCCACAUCGCACAGUCUUGUUUUUCUCGACAAAUACACCGAAUACCGCAUCCAGCUGCUGGCCUUCAAUCCCGCCGGCGAUGGACCACGUUCCGCUCCCGUCACGGUCAAAACGUUGCAGGGUGUUCCCAGUGCUCCGCUCAACUUACGCUUCUCGGACAUCACCAUGCAGAGCCUGGAGGUUAGCUGGGAUCCGCCCAAGUUCCUCAAUGGCGAAAUCCUGGGCUAUCUGGUCACCUACGAGACCACCGAGGAGAAUGAGAAGUUUAGCAAGCAGGUGAAACAGAAGGUAUCGAACACCACGCUACGAGUUCAAAAUCUAGAGGAGGAGGUCACCUAUACGUUCACUGUGCGCGCCCAGACGAUUGACUACGGUCCGGCGGUUAGUGAGAAUGUGACCACCGGCCCACAGGACGGCUCACCCGUAGCACCACGCGAUCUCAUACUCAGCAAGACGCUGUCCAGCGUCGAAAUGCAUUGGAUUAAUGGGCCGUCCGGUCGUGGACCCAUACUUGGUUACCUCAUCGAGGCCAAGAAACGUGAAAAAGGAGAACCGUCGUUCAUAUACGACUCGCGCUGGACAAAGAUCGAGCAGACAAAGAAGGGUCCUAUGCAAGACUAUACCGUUAGCUAUCAUAUACUAAUGCCAUCGACCGCUUACACAUUCCGUGUGAUCGCCUAUAACCGUUACGGCAUCUCGUUUCCGGCCUACUGCAAGGACUCGAUACUGACACCAUCGAAGCUGCAUCUGGAGUAUGGCUACUUGCAGCACAAGCCCUUCUACAGGCAGACUUGGUUCAUGGUCUCGCUGGCGGCCACAUCGAUAGUCAUCAUUGUGAUGGUCAUUGCCGUGCUCUGCGUGAAGAGCAAGAGCUACAAGUACAAGCAGGAGGCACAGAAGACACUGGAGGAGUCCAUGGCCAUGUCGAUUGAUGAGCGCCAGGAGCUGGCACUGGAGCUAUAUCGUUCGCGUCACGGCGUCGGCACUGGCACCCUGAACAGCGUGGGCACCCUUCGCAGCGGCACCUUGGGCACUCUCGGCCGCAAGUCAACCAAUCGGCCACCCACUAGUGCCCAAUUGGGCAAAAGUCCCCCCAGGCCCUCGCCUGCCUCGGUGGCCUAUCACAGUGACGAGGAGAGUCUGAAGUGCUACGACGAGAAUCCCGAUGACAGCAGCGUAACCGAGAAGCCAUCCGAAGUGAGCAGCUCCGAGGCCUCGCAGCACUCGGAGAGCGAGAAUGAGAGCGUGCGCAGCGAUCCGCAUUCGUUCGUUAAUCAUUAUGCCAAUGUCAAUGACUCGCUGCGACAGUCGUGGAAGAAGACCAAGCCGGUGCGCAACUACUCCAGCUACACUGACUCCGAGCCAGAGGGCAGCGCCGUAAUGAGCCUCAAUGGCGGCCAGAUCAUCGUCAAUAACAUGGCCCGAUCGCGGGCUCCAUUGCCCGGCUUCUCGUCAUUUGUUUGACAAUCAACUGAGUUCUAAGAUCUAAGCAACAGCAGCAGCAACACCGUCAUCAGGGAGACCUUUGUGUAAGCAUGCCCCCAGAAGCGCACGGACAUCGGAGAUCGUCGUAGUUCCCCGACUGCAAGGAGACCGCAAGGAAUUUUGCUUGCCUGUGUCUGUCAGUGUGUGCGUGUGACGUGGGGCGUGUGUGAUGGGUGUUUAGCUGUUGCUUGUGCUACAUGGACAAUUCGUUGUAGUUAUAUUUUAUCUAUAUACUAUAUACGUAUAAUUUAUAGUUUCUAGUACGAGAGAUCUGAGAUUUAUACAAGCAUUUAGUUUUACAACAAUGUUCCACUGACCCAGACCCAACUAAUUUUAAUAUUAAUUU
Drosophila arizonae is the source of this 6973-nucleotide messenger RNA. RefSeq names its product sidekick cell adhesion molecule (gene sdk). NCBI's taxonomy places the organism in Eukaryota, Metazoa, Arthropoda, Insecta, Diptera, Drosophilidae. Gene Ontology annotation, biological process: cell-cell adhesion. Gene Ontology annotation, molecular function: protein binding. The record is from RefSeq and is a predicted model, not a curated record.